Naegleria gruberi is the source of this 1482-nucleotide messenger RNA. RefSeq lists its product as uncharacterized. The transcript has a single exon. Lineage: Eukaryota; Heterolobosea; Eutetramitea; Acrasida; Naegleriidae. Gene Ontology annotation, molecular function: ATP binding; RNA binding. Gene Ontology annotation, biological process: mRNA splicing, via spliceosome. The record is from RefSeq and is a predicted model, not a curated record. The coding region runs from base 1 to 1482 and encodes 493 amino acids. Gene Ontology annotation, cellular component: catalytic step 2 spliceosome.
AUGCAAAGAACCAAUGAAAAAACUAAAAUUUCCUUUGAGUGGGAUGAAAAGGAUGACACAACUGAUAAGAAUUCAAUAAUCUCCUCUUCUCAUUCUACUGUGAAAAAUAAUCAAAAGAAAAAGAUUCGUAAAGAUAAAAUUGAGGAUGAAAGAAAUUGGACUGAGAAAUCAGUUAAUGAAAUGACUGACAGAGAUUGGAGAAUUUUCAGAGAGGACUUUGAUAUCGUUGUUAAGGGAGGAAGGGUUCCACCUCCACUAAGAUCUUGGGAUGAAACAACACUACUUCCACUAGAAAUUAUUAAUGCCAUUACAGAUUUAAAGUUUAAAGAGCCAACAGCUGUACAAAAACAAUGUAUUCCUAUUGCCAUGAAUGGUAUCGAUCUUGUUGGGCUUGCUGAAACAGGUUCCGGUAAGACAGCAUCGUAUAUCAUUCCAAUGUGUUGUCAAAUUGCUAAAUUACCUAGAAUGAAUGACGAGAUUGCUAAAGAUGGUCCGUAUGGCCUGAUUCUAGUACCAACUCGUGAAUUGGCUGAACAAAUCGAGAGAGAAGCCACUAAAUAUGCCAGACAAUUCGAAUUUAGAGUGCAGGCAAUUAUUGGUGGUGUCAGUAUUGAAAAACAAAGUAGAUUAAUUAGAGGAGGAUGUGAAAUUCUAGUGGCCACACCAGGUCGUCUCAUUGACUGCUUGAAUAACUCAAUUGUUGUUCUCAAUCAAUGUCAUUUUAUAGUUUUGGAUGAAGCAGACAAAAUGAUUGAAAUGAAUUUUGAAAAGGAUGUAAAUACAAUUUUGGAAAAUAUGCCAACCCAUAUUCAAAGACAAACCAUGUUAUUUAGUGCAACCAUGCCUCCAGAAGUUGAGAACAUUGCCAUGAAAUAUCUCAAAAAGAGAGUUACUGUGGCUGUAGGUGAAGUUGGUAGGGCAGUUGAACGUAUUGAACAAGAAGUCAUGUGGAUCAAACAUGAAAAUGCCAAGAGAGACAAAUUAUUGGAACUCUUAUAUGAUGCAGAUCCACCUGUUAUUGUAUUUUGUAAUUUGAAGAAGGAAGUUGAUGCGAUUGCCAAGUUUGUAUCAAAUGCAGGAUUCAGAUCAACAUCUAUUCAUGGUAACAAAUCACAAGAGGCACGUAAUUCUGCUCUUGAGGCAUUCAAAUCAGGUAAAUUUGAUGUUAUAGUGGCAACUGAUGUUUUGGGUAGAGGUAUUGAUAUUAGUGGUGUGACAUUGGUUGUAAACUAUUCUCUUCCAAAAACCAUCUCUGCUUACACUCACAGAAUUGGUAGAACUGGUCGUGCUGGUAGAACAGGUAGGGCUGUUUCUUUCCUCACAAAAGAUGAUACUGAAAUCAUGUAUGAUUUGAAGAAAAUGCUCGAGUCUACUAAGAAUACUGUUCCAGAAGAAUUAGCUCAACAUCCUUCUGCAGCUCAAAAGCCUGAUAAGAAAAAAUCAGAUCAACCAAUAGGAGGAGGACAAGAAUCUGAAGAAUAA